GAAAAAGAAAAGAAAAAAAGGGUACUUUUAUUGAUAACCGCAAGAAAACAGCUCGAUCGACGAGAGGGAGAGAUUGAGUUCAAGAUCGCCUUGUCGACGGCGGCGGUGACAAGAUCCACGGAGGCGGUGACGAUAGCCAGCUCGUGCUAGGGUUUCUCCUUCUUCUUCCUCUUCUCAGUCGUCGAUCCCCUCAGGAGCAUACUUACACAGUAUGCGGUAUAUAGUGGGUCGUGGUACGAAUACAGAUACACAAUUCACCACUUAAAAAUUUUGGAUUCAAGAGGGAUAGCGUGCUUCGGUACACAAGUUGGUCAGUGAUAAAUGCCCCAGAUUGGUAAGUAAGCUUGCCAAGUUUUAGUUUUGGUGUCAUCUCAACAGAUUUUAACCUGUUAGCCCCACAGGCUUCAUAGUACAAAAGGUUCCUCGGUUUGUGAUGGCUGAUAUCUAAGUGUAAUUCACUUCAUGGCACUGCUGAACUUAUGGUGGAACUACAGUUUGAAGGGAGAAUUAUUACCACUAAAUCGUUGUUGCCUUCAUGUUGGUUCAAGUACUCUUCUAAUUUAUUUAUAUAUCCUGGACGAGAACUGUAAAUAUUGCUAAUGGUGGUAUUUGAGAAAAUAUGGAUCACCACUUUAAUAGACGAUUUCCGGCCAAUCCUAACGACUACAAGCUGUAUGAGGAAGUUGGUGAAGGUGUCAGCGCGACUGUCUACAGGGCCCUUUGUAUUCCACUUAACGAGAUAGUUGCUAUCAAGGUCUUAGACCUUGAGAAGUGCAACAAUGACCUCGACGGAAUCAGACGUGAAGUUCAGACAAUGACAUUGACUAAUCAUCCAAAUUUACUUCGUGCACACUGCUCCUUUACAGCAGAUCACUGUCUUUGGGUUGUGAUGCCUUACAUGGCUGGGGGAUCUUGCCUCCAUAUAAUGAAAUCUUCUUAUCCAGAAGGCUUUGAGGAGAAAGUUAUUGCAACCCUUUUACGCGAGGUUCUUAAAGCUCUUGUUUACCUGCAUGGUCAGGGACAUAUUCAUAGAGAUGUGAAGGCAGGGAACAUCUUGAUCGAUGACAAUGGAGCUGUUAAGCUAGCAGAUUUUGGUGUCUCAGCUUGCAUGUUCGACACUGGGGAUCGGCAACGCUCGCGAAAUACAUUUGUGGGGACUCCUUGCUGGAUGGCUCCUGAAGUUAUGCAGCAAUUGCAUGGCUAUGAUUUUAAAGCAGACAUCUGGUCAUUUGGCAUAACAGCAUUGGAACUUGCCCACGGCCAUGCUCCAUUCUCUAAGUAUCCUCCUAUGAAGGUGUUGCUUAUGACCCUGCAAAAUGCACCUCCAGGUCUUGACUAUGAAAGGGACAAGAGAUUCUCAAAGUCUUUCAAAGAUUUAGUAGGUGCCUGCUUAGUCAAGGAUCCAAAGAAGCGCCCCGCUUCAGAAAAGCUUUUGAAACAUCCUUUCUUUAAACAUGCUCGAUCGGAGGAAUAUUUAGUACGGACGAUACUUGAUGGUCUUGAACCCUUGGGUGAACGAUUUAGGACACUGAAGGGAAAAGAAGCCAAUUUUCUUUUACAAAACAAGACUGCAGCUGGAGAUAAAGAACAUCUUUCGCAGCAAGAGUACAUACGAGGAAUCAGUGCAUGGAAUUUCAAUCUGGAGGACUUGAAAGCUCAGGCUGCCCUUAUUCCAUCUUCAGAUAGUGGCUUCAGUUUAGAAGAAUUAAAUAAUAAUAGUAAUAAUGUCCUUGAACGUGUUGAUUCUAUCCCGCAAUAUAUGUCCCCAGAAAGGGUAGAUCACAAUAGUGCUGCAACUUUGGCAGAGGAUGUGUUGGAAGACAUUCAAGAUUUGGAGGGUCCAUUUUCCUCUGCAUUUCCGAUCCGCCCUCUUGAAGCACUUAGGGGUUGCUUUGAUGUUUGUGAGGAUGAUGCAAAUGCUACAAGCCCUACUUGGAAGAACUAUAAGGAUCCAAAUUCAGGAUCCAUAUUACCACAGCAGAAGCCAUCACAAACUGAAGACCUCGAUGCUAGCAAGUAUAAUGGUGAUUUUAUUGAAAGAAGUGCAUCUGUACCCAAGAAUAUGCAUGUAAUUGGACGGCACAAGUUCUCAAGUGGUUCACUACUGCCAGAACAUGUUCUUUCACCUUAUAAGCACAUUGCGGGUGAUGGAGAGAGGGAUGACCUCAAUCAGAGGGGUCAAAAUGAGAGGAAUCCUAGUGGUCCCCUUUUCUAUCGUCAAAUGAGAGACUCCCAUAAUUCUGCAUCAGCAAGCACGCAAGAGGAGUCAUCGGAAGGAAGAGUCGUCCAGCGCAAGGGACGGUUCAAGGUUACAUCAGCAGAUGCUGGCAACAAGGCAACACCUUCGGCAAAUUGCAUGGUAAACUCAGUCAGUGGAGCAUCAACAAAUCCAUCUGUAAAUGCUGCUAUCGUUCUUCCGCUGUUGCAGUUUCUACUCCAGCAGAAUGCUAUGCAGAGGGAAACACUUAUUAAUUUGAUCAAGUGUUUGGAGCAAACAUGUGGUCAGCAAGAACCCUCAGAUGCUGGCAGUAGUGACUUAUCACAGCUUCCAGUAAGGAGAAGGAGCUGCAGAGCUAUUUGGUUCAUCUGCAACAAAGUGUUGGGAGCCUGGGUGAUGAUGUGCAGAGGUUGAAAUAUAAGAAUGCUCAGCUAGAAAGGCAGAUUAGUAAUCUGUCAAUCAAGGAGGGGAAAAGGAAAGAAAAAGAAUGACAGAGCUAACACACAAUUAUGGAGGAAAUCAGAAGGGCAUAAUUUGUUUUGGCCGAGUAUCUUGCUUCCGACUUGUUGUAAAGUUUACUGUACAUGUAUUUCAUCUCAUAAAAAGUUUAUUGUACAUGUGCAUGGAGAACUGGGGGGCUUGGAUGCUCCCACAAUUUUUGAGAAGUUGUGACUUGAAUGCAGUAAACAUGUAAUGAUUUGUACAUUCAUUUAUUGUAGACUUCUUUACA
This is a messenger RNA of Asparagus officinalis (garden asparagus), 2948 nucleotides long. Its product is annotated as serine/threonine-protein kinase BLUS1. Gene Ontology annotation, molecular function: ATP binding; protein kinase activity; protein serine/threonine kinase activator activity. Gene Ontology annotation, biological process: protein phosphorylation. The coding region runs from base 620 to 2632 and encodes 670 amino acids. Lineage: Eukaryota; Viridiplantae; Streptophyta; Magnoliopsida; Asparagales; Asparagaceae. The transcript is spliced from 23 exons. The record is from RefSeq and is a predicted model, not a curated record.